GCAGAAGGAACAGUCAAGUUUGAGACAAUCAAUUGACAUUUUGCAAAUGCAGUAUAUACGUAAUGGUAAUCAGAUAUUUUCAAAAGAUAUUCUGUAAUUUUCUUCUCAAAUACACUUGUGUUCUCGUUCACUACAUCACAAUUACCACUAACAAAUGCAUAAACAUACAUCAAACCAAAUUUUAACUACUGAUAAUGACAAGUUGUAUACUUUUGAAUUUGAUAAUAAAAUGAAGCCGAACCAUAGUGACAAUGAUAAUGUUGAUGAAGUGAUUCAUUAGUGCUUCUGAAUUAAAAAUGCACAGUACAAUGAAUAAAUUAAUUCAGACGAAUCCCAAUUAAUUUUACUAUUUCACUUGAUAUUCUGUAAAAAUUCACAUUGAAAGUGAACGAUACAUUGACUCACAUUUAUUACCAGUUCAUACAGCAUACACAAUAUCAUCAUCUCAGUGAACAAUAUUGAAAUGUUAUUGUCAAGUGAAUCUUGGACUAAAGUAUUCAUCCUGUGCAAUUGUAGUUUUGUAGUGUUCGGUGUUGUUCUGUUAACACUCGGAAUUCAACCACAAAUCACAUUAAAUCAAUUCAGAACUAUACUACAAAAUGCGAAACCAGAGAUCUUCCUGGUUGUCAGUAUUUCAGGAGGUCUCGAUGUACUAGGAUCAUUUGUUGGCAUUUAUGGACACUCGAAGAAACAGAAAGUGAUCAUAUAUAUGAACAUUUUCGUUUUGUUUAUCGUGACUUGUGUGUGGAUCGGUAUGGCAUUUAAAGUAGCUUUAACGGAAGACAGGUUCCCUACGUUAGCUAACAGCUCACUAAGUUCUGUUGUUAAAGAAUAUGAGAAACGAGUUGAUUAUCGAAUGGAGUUUGAUGAAUUACAAAAAAGUGUAAUUUAUAAUCAAAUGCAAAAUUCUGAUGACCUCUUUUCUGUAGUUUUAUUGCUGUGGAGCGUCAUCGUACAAAGACUAUCCAUAUCCAGAUAGAACUAAGAUAUCACUAUUACCUUCUUCAUGUAAAUACGACAAAUUCGCAUAUCCUAAAGGAUGUGUAUCAGCGAUAAUUGAAUAUACACAAACUUAUCUAAAUAUCAUCAUGUAUCUAUGUUUCACAUUCGGGAUUAUUCAAGCGGUCUACUUGAUAUUGUCAUUUCUGAGGAUACGUAAAUUUGAAGGUGACGAUUUUCUAUCUGCAUAAUGGUCUUAUUGAGAUCAAAUGUUGAGAAGAUAUUCAAU
This is a messenger RNA of Schistosoma curassoni, 1228 nucleotides long. NCBI's taxonomy places the organism in Eukaryota, Metazoa, Platyhelminthes, Trematoda, Strigeidida, Schistosomatidae. The record is from the annotation of a GenBank genome assembly.